AUGGGUGAAUAUAUUUAUAACUGGCUAGUUAGGGAAAAUCUUUUUAAUGACGGUUGUCCCGAAGAAAAUUCUGUACUUAUUUAUGCAAACACUAAGCAGAGAUGUCUUGAAUCUGCGAAAGCUUUUGUUCGUGGCGCUUUCUACAAGUGCAAUAUAAGUGUUACCAGCAUGAAUUCUGAUGAAAAUGAUCCGAUAUUUAAUCCCAUUAUUCGUAAUGAUUCUAAAAUAAUCACAGAAAAUAUUUUUAAGGAAAUGGAAAAUAAGUUGAGGAAUAUUGAUCUGAGUCAAGCAUAUAUGGAAUUAGAAGAUAUAUUGGAUCUAGAAAAUUCUAUAGCGUGCCAAAUGGAAAACCUGUGUCAUUUUGAUAAUGAAGAUGAUAAAAUUUCUUACGAAGAUGGAGAGUUACCUCACAUCACUGGUCCUUUGUUAAUCACACAUAAUAUAAUUGAUUCAUUUCUUAUGAGUUUCUACGAUGGAUUUCCAAUAGAAAAUGUAGCUUGGGGAAGAAUUAAGGAUUCUGAACAGUGGAAGACAUUGAUGCAAAUUAUAAAUGAAUAUCUAAAUAUUUAUUUUAAUAGUAAACUACUGGGAAUAGAAAGCGCAAAACCGCUUCUUGAUUAUAUAUCGUCUAUACUUAGUAAAGAAACACCAAAAAAAUUCAUCUUGCUCCAUGGCCAUGAUUCAAAUCUAUAUCCUGUUUUGACAGCACUGGAUGUUAAUGAGUUUCUGUUGCCAGAGCAAUAUGAAAUAAUACCAAUAGGUGGGAAGUUAGUGUUCCAGAGAUGGUAUGACGCUACACAGGAUAGAGAUUUGUUUAAAUUGGAUUAUGUAUAUUUAACAGUAGACCAGAUAAGAGAUGGAUCAAAACUAUCAACAAAUAAUCCACCGCGACGGGUUCAACUGUUCAUAAAAAAUUGUCCUGUAGAUUCAGACGGGUUCUGUACUUGGGAAGAUUUUGUUAAAGUAUUAAAAAACAUUUCGGGUUUUGAAUGA
Messenger RNA from Danaus chrysippus (African queen), 993 nucleotides. NCBI's taxonomy places the organism in Eukaryota, Metazoa, Arthropoda, Insecta, Lepidoptera, Nymphalidae. The record is from the annotation of a GenBank genome assembly.